Rotaria sp. Silwood1 is the source of this 1089-nucleotide messenger RNA. The record is from the annotation of a GenBank genome assembly. NCBI's taxonomy places the organism in Eukaryota, Metazoa, Rotifera, Eurotatoria, Philodinida, Philodinidae.
AUGAAAUUUUAUGAUAAUGUCACAAAUCAUUUUCCUGACGAAUUAGUUAUAUAUGUUGUCAGAGUAACAUUAUAUGAUGAUCCUCCAUUUGAAUAUGAAUUUUUUGUUCAAAUUGCUCAAUCAUUUCCAAAAAUGCCCGAAAAAGGUUCAUGUACCGAUAUAACAUGUGAUAAUGAAAUCAAAGAAUUAUAUGCAUGUCAUUGUUGUUUACGUCUUGUUUGUUUUUAUCAUUUGAGUAAACAUAUUGAAAUAGUAAAAGAAAAUAAACAACGAUUAGAUAAUCUUCGUAAUGAAUUAAAUACAGUUGUAUAUACACUGAAACUAAUUAUUGAACGUGAACAAAAUUUAGUUGAACAAGCAAAAAAAGUUUUUGACGAACCCAGCAGUUCAAUGAAUGAACUAAAAAAUAUUAUUGAAAAAAUUAAUCAAACAAUAGCAUCAAAUCGUUCAGAUGUAACAGAAGAAUUGGGAAUCUCAAAAAAUGAUGAAUAUUCAACAGAUAUCAAUCAUGAUUCUAUUGAUACUAUAUCAAUGUACGAAACAACAAAUUCAAUUGAGGAUCAACAUGUAAAUGAAGAAAAUGAACCUAAACAAAAACCAUACAGAGGAAUUCUUCGUAAAUGUCCAUUAACAUUCGAUGGAGCAUAUGGUCUUACUGAAGCAAAUCAUUCUAUUAAAUUUUGUGAGCAUGGAAAAACUCGUCUAUCCGAAUUAUAUAGCCAUUUCACUCACAAACAUCAAUUAAAAAAAGUUUAUGCUCAACGUUUGGUACGAGCUGUUGUUGGUGAUCAAGAUCCUAGCACAACAAAAUUAUUUGAUGGAAAUGAAAAUGUAAUUAAUCAUUUUUAUAAAGUCCCAUGUCCAAUUUGUUGUGGACAAAUUAAUUCAUCAGAAUAUACUCGAAAAAAUAUAGUAACUGUACCACGUCAACCUCGAUUCAUUGUACUUCAUCAAUUAAAAAAACAUUUACGGCGUAAUCAUAAGGUUUCUAAUUUGUUGGCAAACAAAUUAGUUGAUGAUAUCAAAAAAAAUGAAAUAGAAAAUAAUAUUGAUUUGACUCUACUAGUUCCCUCAACAUCAUCAUGCUAA